Messenger RNA from Juglans microcarpa x Juglans regia, 2380 nucleotides. RefSeq lists its product as uncharacterized. The transcript is spliced from 6 exons. The coding region runs from base 258 to 2219 and encodes 653 amino acids. The record is from RefSeq and is a predicted model, not a curated record. NCBI's taxonomy places the organism in Eukaryota, Viridiplantae, Streptophyta, Magnoliopsida, Fagales, Juglandaceae.
GCCCAGUUUUCUUCCAAUGGUCGAGAAAUGAACCUUCCUCUGUUCAUUCCCAAUGGACCAAACUCUCUCUCUCUCUCUCUUCUCUCUCCGCAAGUGAAACUAAAAGUCCUCGCGGUUGUGGUUCAUGGAGUUUUCCUCCUGAGAAGUAGAUUUUGAAGUUGGGAUUUUUUGUUUGCGGGCUUAUCUUUCUGCUAACGCUUAAUUCUGACCAAGACCAGCAAGAUCAGAGGCCUUGUUUAUCAGGAAAAAAUUCUGGCAUGGAGGACUCACCUGCAAUGACUAUUGAAUUCCUUCGGGCAAGGUUACUGUCCGAAAGAUCUGUCUCAAAAAGUGCAAGACAGAGAGCUGAUGAGCUGGCAAAACGGGUAGCAGCAUUGGAGGAACAACUAAAGAUUGUGUCUCUUCAAAGAAAGAGGGCUGAGAAGGCAACAGCAGACGUUCUUGCCAUUUUGGAGAAUCAAGGCAUAAGUGAUGUUUCGGAAGACUUUGAUUUGAGCUCGGACCAAGAAACCCCACGUGAAUCCGAAGCGGGUCAUAAAUCUACAAAAGAAGAUGAGAGCUCAAUUAAUUCAAAAGGCAGCAGAAAUAAAUCAGAAGAACUUUCAGGUUCUGACAUUGAUUCUUCUCCAGUACGCAGUAGAAGUUUGUCUUGGAAAGGCCGCAAUGAUUCACCACGUUCUCUUCAGAAGUACAAGGAAUCUUCUCUUAAAAGAAGGAACCGUUUUAAUUCAACGGGUUCUUCUUCCCCAAAACAUUGUACUGGUAAAUCAUGCCGCCAGAUAAGACGCAGAGAGGCAAAAUCUAUUGUUGAGGAAUUCAAGACAGAGCCUGUCAAGGUUGGUUCUGAAGAAAAUGGAGCAGCCACCUCUUUGGAAGGUUUUCCAAUUUGCUCAAAUAAUGUGCUGGAUGAAGGUUCUGAAAUCCAGGAGAAAGUUUUACGAGAUAGUCCAUUUCCAGGUAGCUUAGAAAAUCAUAAAGAAGUAGGAAAUAAUGACUUUGAUUAUAAUGAAUAUGGAAAAGACAAAGAUAUGGAAAAAGCCCUAGAAGAUCAGGCACAACUUAUUGGCCGGUAUGAAGCAAUGGAAAAGGCUCAAAGAGACUGGGAAGAGAAGUUCAGAGAAAAUAAUACUAGUCCACCGGAUUCAUGUGAUCCUGGGAAUCACUCAGAUGUCACUGAGGAAAGAGAUGAGGUCAAGGGACAAGCUCCAUACCCUGCCGAGACACUUUCCUCCUAUGCCCCAGACGCAAAGUCAGAGGUUACAGAUGUUUGCUUCUCUAAAGAACUGUCCAACACUCAGCCCAAUGGUGUUCUGGCACCUUCAUGUGUUGAUAUCGGAGGUACACCGGCUCAGAAUAGCAGUAGUAGUUUUGCUUCUGAAUGCGAGGCCCAAGAAUUUGCAUUCCCUAUGGCUAUGGGGAUGCAAAAUCAAGAGAGGCUCGACACCUAUAAAGCUUCACAUAGCUCCCAUCAUGUGCCACUUUCCAAUGGAUCCCCUGGAAGCCACUCAGCACAUCUGUCUUCAUCUGAUUCUAAAGGAGAUGCUUCAGUGAGCCGAAAUGACCUCUAUGCAAUUGUGCCACAUGAACCAUCUGAGGGUUUGGGUAGUGUGCUGGAAGCUCUUAAACAAGCAAGGGCAUCACUACAACAAAAAAUUACUCGAGUGCCUUCAGUUGAGAGCACAUCUGUUCGUAAAGCUGUUGGCCCUUCUGUCCGUGCUACGAGCACAGGGGACUGGAUGGAGAAUCCUGUUGGAUGUGCUGGGCUCUUUAGGGUGCCAACAGAUUUUUCAGUUGAAACCAGUAAGCAAGUCAACUUCCUUGGUUCAGGUUCUAGUACUGCCAACUAUUACCCCGAUAAGGGUGCUGCAGUAACUGCAGGUGGUCGAUUAAUCCCCCCUCUCUACUUGGAGAAUGGAUCUGGUUUCUCUACCUCUGAUCGGUAUCUCACCAGCCGAUAUGCAGAGACCUUGUCAACAGUUCCCACCGAGAGGCCUCAGUUUGAUCCUAACCUGGAUAGGAUUCAAUCAUCUUCCAGCAGAUACAGCAAUGUUUCCUAUCCUACCCAUCCUUCCUACCCAACCUAUCGAUCAUCUGAAUUGCAACCAUGGAUGCCCUCUAAUGAAGGAUUUCCGCAAACCUUUCCUAGUAGGGCAGCUGGGAUACCUCCCACUGAUAAGUUGUUUCACGACGAUCAUGUUAGACCGAAUAUGCAUAGAUAGUAGGACGAAGAUUGAAGUUCUGUUAUGUUAUUAAGAUUACAACUUCACCGAGAAGAUUAUACCAUACAGGUUUUGUAGUGUAAUAUGGUGUUGUAAUGAUGUGCCUUAAUAUCUUGUACUCCCUUUGGUUUUGUGAGUAGAAUUGAGUCACGGUUUGUAAA